AUGCGUGCACUUUUUCUAUUGGCCUCCUUGGGCUUUGCAGCCGCCGAGGAUGGCUUGAACGGCUGGCUACGUUAUGCAUCAUUACCUUGUUCGAAACAAUGCCAUUCCAACCUUCCUUCUACCAUUGUCACCCUCAAUACAACCGAGAGUAGUCCGGUAUAUAUUGCGGGCGCAGAAUUGCAGAAAGGGCUGAAGGGUGUUUAUGGAAAAGACGUGCAAGUCUCCCACAAAUGCAAGACAUCUUCCUCCGUAAUUGUUGGUACGGUCGAUCAAUAUCGCAAGACCUGCGGCGCUGUACACAGCAUACCUGAGUUGGAAGACGAUGGCUUCUGGCUUAGCACCAAAGGGGACACCGUUCAAAUCCUGGGACAGAAUGAGAGGGGGGCGCUCUAUGGUGCCUUCGAGUACUUGUCGAUGAUUUCGCAGGGAAACUUCUCAAACGUCGCCUACGUAACCAAUCCGUCGCAACCGAUCCGCUGGGUCAACCAAUGGGACAAUAUGGAUGGAAGUAUUGAGCGUGGCUAUGGUGGCGCUUCUAUCUUCUUCAAGAAUGGACAAAUUGUCCAAGAUUUGACUCGCGUCGCUGAAUACGCACGUCUCUUGGCCUCGAUCAGGAUCAAUGCCGUGGUAAUUAACAAUGUCAACGCUAAUGCUACGCUUUUGGACCCUAAGAACAUCGAUGGCUUUGGUCGAGUAGCUGAUGUCUUCCGGCCAUAUGGCAUUCAAAUUGGAAUGUCUCUCAAUUUCGCCUCGCCCAAAACAUACGGUGGCCUGAGUACCUUCGAUCCUCUCGAUGCAUCUGUCAUCAAGUGGUGGUCGAACAUUACUGCCCAGAUCUAUGAGCGUGUUCCUGACAUGGCUGGUUACCUUGUCAAGGCGGAUUCUGAAGGCCAGCCUGGUCCUCAAACGUACAACAGGACCCUCGCCGAUGCAGCAAAUCUCUUCGCCAAAGAAGUUCAGCCCCAUGGUGGUAUCGUCAUGUACCGUGCCUUCGUCUACAACCAACUCAAUGAAUCUGUCUGGACGGCGGAUCGUGCAAAGGCAGCUGUCGAUUUCUUCAAAAAGCUAGAUGGCGAAUUUGACGACAAUGUGGUGAUCCAGAUCAAGUUUGGACCUAUUGAUUUCCAAGUCCGCGAGCCGGUAUCUCCUUUGUUCGCAAAUCUGUUCAAUACCAACACGGCCAUUGAGUUGCAAGUAACGCAAGAAUAUCUGGGCCAACAGUCUCACUUGGUAUACUUGCCUCCACUCUGGAAGACUAUCUUGGACUUCGAUCUUCGCGUGGAUCAUCAGCCAUCGCUCGUUCGUGAUAUUGUGGCUGGUAAACGCUUCAACCGUAAACUGGGUGGCUCGGCAGCCGUGGUCAACGUCGGUACCAAUACUACCUGGCUUGGGAGUCAUCUUUCCAUGUCAAACCUGUACGCCUACGGUCGCUUGGCUUGGAGCCCGACAGAUGACGCGCAAGACAUCCUGCAAGACUGGAUUCGCCUGACCUUCGGGCUGGACCGCAAAGUCCUAGACACGAUUACCCGCAUGUCCAUGGAGUCGUGGCCCGCCUAUGAACAAUAUAGCGGCAACCUAGGAAUCCAGACUUUGACCGACAUCCUUUACACCCACUACGGCCCUAACCCUGCCUCUCAAGACAACAAUGGCUGGGGCCAAUGGACCCGCGCAGACCAAACAAGCAUUGGAAUGGACCGGACCGUGAAGAAUGGUACAGGAUACUCCGGCCAAUAUCCAGAUGAAAUCGCAGCCAUGUACGAAAACAUCGAUACAACCCCAGAUGACCUUCUCUUAUGGUUCCAUCAUGUCGACUACACUCACCGUCUGCACUCAGGCAAAACCGUCAUCCAACACUUCUACGAUGCCCACUACACCGGAGCAAUGACAGCACAGACAUUCCUGACUCAGUGGGAAUCGCUCCAAGGAAAGAUAGACAAGGAGCGAUACAACCAUGUCCGCCGCUUCCUGGACUACCAAACAGGCCACUCAAUCGUCUGGAGAGACGCAAUCAACGACUUCUACUACAAUCUAUCUGGUAUUCCCGACGAAGCAAAGCGCGUCAGCCACCACCCAUGGCGCAUCGAAGCUGAAAGUAUGACACUAAAUGGUUACAAGCCUUAUACUGUCAGUCCCUUUGAAACGGCUUCAGAGACUGUUGCAAUUGUCACGGAGUCUAACAGCACGGCUGGCACGGCUAUUACCAAAGUGCCUUUUGCUUCUGGUACAUAUGAUAUUGCAGUUAAUUAUUAUGAUCUCUACGGUGGUCAGUCUCAGUGGACGAUCUAUUUGAAUGAUCGGAAGGUGGGCGAGUGGGUUGGAAACAGUGAGGUUACUUUGAGUCAUACGCCCUCUAUCCACUUAGAUGGUCAUUCGGCUACGCGUAUCAAGUUCCGGGGCAUCAAGGUUAAGAAGGGCGACACUCUGAAAAUUGUCGGUCAACCUGAUGGCGUUGAAUCGGCUCCAUUGGACUAUGUGGCUUUCUUGCCAGCGGGGAUUAUAGAUUAG
This is a messenger RNA of Penicillium canescens, 2505 nucleotides long. RefSeq names its product alpha-glucuronidase (gene aguA). Gene Ontology annotation, biological process: xylan catabolic process. Gene Ontology annotation, cellular component: extracellular region. The transcript has a single exon. Gene Ontology annotation, molecular function: alpha-glucuronidase activity. The record is from RefSeq and is a predicted model, not a curated record. Lineage: Eukaryota; Fungi; Ascomycota; Eurotiomycetes; Eurotiales; Aspergillaceae. Bases 1 to 2505 code for a protein of 834 amino acids.